AUGGCGCUACAAGUGUGGGAACUCCUAUCUAUGGAGAGCGGAGUACUCAUUGCUUCCACCUCCAUUUACGAGCUCAUGUCCUCCCUGCUUACAAUCCAAAACCUUCCUCCUUAUGGUGUGAUAAUACCAUUGUGGCCUUGGGUGUUGUGGAACUUAUGGAAGGCCAGAAAUCAUCUCUGUUUUGAGAACAGGAAAUUCUCUGCCAUAGAGAUUGUUACCAAAGCAAUUCGAGACGCUAUGGAAUGGCAAAAGACGCAGUUGGUAGACAAUCCUCAGAGUGCUGAUAAUGUUCACCGACGCCAACUACUGCCGGCGCUCCCGAGUUCUGCUACUCCCAAGUGUUAUGUUGAUGCGGCGUGGGAUGCCAGAACCGAAGCAUGCGGGCUGGGGGGGAGUCUUCAGUGGACCUCCAUCCUUUGA
Molecule: messenger RNA, 420 nt
Organism: Raphanus sativus (radish)
Lineage: Eukaryota; Viridiplantae; Streptophyta; Magnoliopsida; Brassicales; Brassicaceae
Exons: 1
Coding region: 1-420 (139 amino acids)
Source: RefSeq, a predicted model, not a curated record